AUGAUUGGGGAGGAGCCUAGACCGAGUGACCCCACGCUGCAGGAAGAUUGGGACGAGCGCUCCUCGGCUGGCUACUAUUUGAUGUCGCAGAGUUUGGAGCUGAACCAGCGUCACCACGUCAUGCACCUGCUGCCGGAGGUUGAAUGCGGUCCGAAGGCGUGGACCGUGUUGAAGGAGCUGCACGCCCCGACCUCCGUUGUCGCAACGUUGAUGCUGGAGAGGGAGCUGUCCGCGUUGCGCCUGAGCGAGGGAGAGCCGGUGCAACCAGUCCUGGACAAGAUGCGCGACCUCUACGCGAAGUUGGCGACCGCGGGAAUCACCUACCCGGAGCAGACCAAGUGCUUGAAGAUGCUCUCGCUGCUGCCGGAAUCGUGGCUUCAAUUUACGAGCGGAUUGAGCCUGCCGCAGAACCAGAGCUUGUGGACGCUCGAGUGGGUGCGGACGAAGAUUCUGGAGGAGGACUUCCGUCGCCGCCAACUGAGGGGUGGAGACGACGGCAGCAGCGGCUACGGGAUGCAAGGGAGCCGACGUGGCAGAGGACGUGGCUUCGGUGGUGCUGGACGCGGUGCAAAGAAAGACGACGACUCCAACGACCAACAAGGAGGUACCGGUUGGGGUCGCGGUGCGAAAUCUGGACGUGGGGGCAAGUCGGGUGCUGGUGGCAAAAUGAAAGGGAGUUGCUGGUAUUGUGAGAAGGAAGGGCACCCCUGGUUUUUGUGCUAUAAGAAACCCGAUGGAUGGACCCCCCAGAAUCGUCACCAGGAUGGCGGCGCGCGGAGGAACCAGAAAAACGGCGCCAACAUGGUCGCUGAUUCGUCCGACAACAACCCGAAGGGCAACGGCGAGCUGCACCCCCUAGACUAUUGGGUGUUGGACACAGGCGCUGCUUGGACGAUGACGCCGCGCAAGGACCUGCUGGACGAAGUACGAGCUGCACCGAUCAAUGAAGUGUGCUCCGCCUCUGGACACAUGUUGAAGGUGGCUGGUGCGGGACGAGCUGCGUUUAAGGGAGCGGAUGGCAAGCCGGUGGUGCUGCACGACGUUCUCUUCGUCCCCGACCUGAAGGCCAACCUUAUCUCCCUCCGUAAGCUUGGCAAGGCUGGGGUGAACACCAACACGGAUGGGGCACGCACUUAUAAGGGGAAGCUGGGCAAUCGGGUGCUUUGGGAUCUGCACGAGAGCAAGGACGUGUACAGAUCUAUGUGGCAGCUGCCGGCCCUGGCGUGGCAUGGUGGGGGGCAGGCUGGAGAGGGGUCUGCAUCCCAGGGGGAGUGCAAUGCCGUUGGAGGGGUUGGUGUGAAAGUGUCGGCCAGAUCUGGGGAGACAGAUUGGGCAACGGCACACCGGCGCUUAGGGCAUGUGGCAAUGCCUUUGCUGAAGCAGCUGGAGAAGGAUGGAGCCGUUAAGGGUCUGAAGCUGAACGGACAGCCACCCGAUGACAACUGUGAAAUCUGUUUGCUUUCAAAGUUCAUCCGUUUCCCUUUCCAUAGUGUGGCUGGCAGGAGCAAGAAGCCUUUGAAGCUGGUCCACAUGGACUUGGUGGGGCCGCUGCCGGUGCAAGGGCACAAGGGGGAGCGGUAUUUUCUUACAAUUGUGGAUGACUGGAGCAGGCUGAUGUGGGCGUAUCCGCUGAAGCAGAAGGACCACGCCGCCUCCACGAUACGGGACGAUUGGCUGCCAUUCAUGGAGAAGCAGGCGGAGUGUGUAGUGAAGCGGAUUAGGACAGACCAGGGUGGUGAGUUCCUUGGAGCUGAAAUGACGGCCUGGCUCAAGAAGCAGGGCAUCCAGAGAGAGCUGACCACGGCUUAUACCCCACAGUCCAAUGGUGUAGCAGAACGGGCAAACCGGACCAUUCUGGAGACAGCUAGGGCGCUGCUCAUAGAAUCUGGGCUGAGCAAUUCUAUGUGGCCUCAUGCUGUCCGGCACGCCACUGUCGCUAGGAACAGGGUGCUCACCAAGGUUGGGGAUGACUCGUGGGUGCCGUUGGAGAGGUGGCUUGGGAGGAAGCCGCCGGUGGACAUGCUGAGGGUGUUCGGUUGCAUGGCAGUCGCCCACGUCCCCAAGACCUACCGCAGUAAGUUGGGGGCGAGUGCAAUCUGGUGUGUGCAUUUGGGGCUGGCUGCUGAGAGCAAGGGAUGGCUGCUGUGGGAACCAUCCAAGGGUGUGUUGUUUGACAGCAGGGAUGUGAAAUUCAUUGAGGGCAUGAUGUAUGGGAGCUGGGAGAAACAGCCGGAGGCAAGGGUGUCCCAGCAGAUGGAGCAGAUCACCAUGCAGCUGGACCUGACUCCUAGUGUGUGGGAGGAGGGAGAGGAGGCAGCUGCUGGAAAUGGUGAUGGAGAGAAGGUACAGGAGGCAUCUGCUGGUGGAGAAAAUGGUGUGGAAACUGGCGGCAGCACUAGUGGAGCUGCUGGACCCGAGGGAGGAGAGCAGCAGCAGGGGAAAACUAAGAAGCCGAAGGGUGUCGUUAUGAAGGGAUGGGAGACACCCGUCUCCAGGCCAGGACGUACCCGUAUGGCUACUAAGAAGCUGACUGCAGGAACUGAUGCAGCAGAGCAGCAGCUAGGGACCGAAGAGGCAUUGCUGAUUCUACCUCAUGGCUAUGACCCGGAUGAGGAGGAUGAGCCUGCGUACUGUUUUCUUGCCCCUGCACCAGAGGAACCAGCUAGCAUGGAAGAGGCAUUAGCUGGACCAGAUAGGGACAAGUGGCUGGCUUCUAGGGAUGCUGAGUACCAGAGUCUGCUGGAGAAUAGGACAUGGGAUCUGGUGGUGCUGCCUGAUGGGAAGAAAGCGAUACAAUGCAAGUGGGUGCUGAGGAUCAAGACCGAUGACAAGGGGCAGGUCACCAUCUACAAGAGUAGGCUGGUGGCGAAGGGGUUUAUGCAGAAGGAGAAGCAGGACUUCAACGAAAUCUUUGCUCCCACUGCCAAACCCCCUACCCUCCGUGUCUUGUUGGCAGAUGCAGCUGUUAGUGGGAAAUUCAUCAUUCAUAUGGAUAUUUCAACGGCAUUCCUGAAUGGGAUUUUAGAGGAGGAUGUGUACAUGACGCAGCCGCCUGGGUAUGAGGAUGGUACGGGCAGGGUGUGCAAGCUCAACAAGUCCAUCUACGGCUUGAAGCAGGCGCCACGCUGCUGGUACCAGAAGUUGGCAGCUGUUUUAGAGGAGAUGGGAUUCAGGACCAGCAGCUGUGAUGAGAGCCUCUUUCUCAAGGGCGAAGGGGAGAAGCUGGUGCUGUUUCUGGUCUAUGUGGACGACAUUCUUCUCUUCAGCAGCAGCAUGAAGGAGAUCCAGAAAGUGCAGCAGCAACUGAUGAAAAACUUCAAGUGCAAGAACCUUGGGGAGGUAAAGUACUACCUCGGGAUGCACGUGGAGAGGGAUCCAGAUCACAGGUGGUUGAAGCUGCACCAGGAGAAGUUCAUCAAGGAGCUGGGGGAGAAGUAUGGGAUUGAGAAUGAGCGCAAGGUUGCAACUCCCCUGCCAGCAGAAUUCAAGCUUGUGAAGGCUGCAGAGGAUGAAGGGGUUGAAGCUGAAGAGCAGCAGCAAUUUCAGUCCUUGGUGGGCAGCCUCUUGUACGCAGCAGUUCACACGAGGCCCGACAUCUCUUUCUCGGUUGGGCAGCUGGCUAGGGUGGUGCAGAAUCCAUCAGAGGAGCAGGUGGAUGCAGCUGAGCGUGUGGUGAAGUACCUGAACUCUCACCCAAGCAUUGGAGUUCAAUACUCCGCAUCUGCACAGGUGAAGCAGAAAGGGGUGGAGGUGCUGAAAGAGAAGGGGGAGAGGCUUGGAGAAGGCAAGCUAUUUCUCACUUGCUUUACCGAUGCUACAUGGGCUUCUGAGAAGGAGGAUACAUCUGCGUAG
Closterium sp. Yama58-4 is the source of this 3852-nucleotide messenger RNA. NCBI's taxonomy places the organism in Eukaryota, Viridiplantae, Streptophyta, Zygnematophyceae, Desmidiales, Closteriaceae. The record is from the annotation of a GenBank genome assembly.